AUGGAUAGCCUUGAACAGCAGCGCUUGGCUAAUAUCGCCGAGCGCGAUGCGCUCUUGAAGCAGAUGUCGCUUGGAGUCCAAUCGGCUAGUCUUUUCAACUCACCCAAGACUCCUGGCUCCAGUGCCACGAAGUCGAAGAAAAAGGCGGCUCCUAAGCGAAUCAAGGAGGAAGAGGACUCGCCACUGCCUCGACGCCAGUCAUCUCGUUUGAGAGGAAUCGCGGCUGAGAGCGAAGUCGCAAAGCGCAAAGCCGAGGAACUGUACGAAGCUGCUAAAGAAGUUGAGCGAGCGAAGAAGCUGCGUCGCACAGACUCUUUUACUGCAAAUGAUAUGUUUAUCGCAGGCCAAAAAAUUACUGAUGAGGGCUUGAUUGGUGUGGAUGUGGUGAACAAGGGUGUGGCAGAGCCAUAUGUAAGAACUUUCGGCGACGACGAGAUCCAGAAGACAACAGACAAGGACUUAAAGGCUCUGCGGGAGGAGAUGAAUGGCUUGAGUCUAUGGGAAGAAUGGGAUCCUCAGAGAAUCAAGAUUACCCCCGAGAGAGUGUACGCCAUGACCUUCCAUCCCUCCGAAUCAAAGCCACUCAUCUUUGCGGGUGAUAAAAUGGGACAUCUUGGCGUUUUUGAUGCCUCACAAAACAAGCCAGAAGUCGGUGAAGAUGACGAGGAAGACGAUCCAGACCCAGUUCUAACUACCCUCAAACCUCACACUCGCACGAUUUCCGCUAUGACUAUUCAUCCUUUGAACCCAACUCGCCUGUAUACUGCAAGUUACGAUAGCUCAAUUCGUGAGUUGGAUCUGGAGAAGACGAAAUCGGUGGAAAAGUUCGCACCCAAAUCGACCAAGAUUGACGAAGCUUUGUCCGGUGUUGACAUGGCGGCUGAUGACCCGCAUACAUUGUACUGGACUACUUUGAACGGUGCCUUUGGUCGUUAUGAUAUGCGCACUUCUCUGUCAGAGUCCACUGUUUCUCAAUGGCAGCUUUCAGAGAAGAAAAUCGGCGGAUUUACACUGUGUCCGUCGCAGCCACAUUACCUUGCUACUGCAAGCUUGGAUCGUUUCAUGCGUCUGUGGGAUCUGCGGAAGCUCUCCUUUGACGACCCAGUGCCGGUUGCUGAACAUGAGAGCCGCCUUUCUGUGUCACAUGCAGCAUUCAAUGCUGCUGGCCAUAUCGCUACGUCUUCUUAUGACGACACUUUGAAGAUUUAUGAUGUUGGUGCCAAGGGCAUGUCGUCCUGGAAACCAGGCCAUAAUCUAUCGGAUAAGGAGUUCCGACCUGAUACUGUCGUUAGGCAUAACUGCCAGACGGGCCGUUGGGUGACGAUUCUUCGCCCGCAGUGGCAACUGAACCCUCAAUCUCACAUACAACGGUUCUGUAUCGGAAACAUGAACCGUUUUGUUGAUAUCUACAGUGCCUCUGGUGAUCAGCUGGCCCAACUUGGCGGCGAUGGCAUUACUGCUGUUCCCGCCGUAGCCGUCUUCCAUCGGAGCAAGAACUGGGUUGUAGGUGGAACAGCGAGUGGGAAAGUAUGCCUCUGGUUGUAA
This is a messenger RNA of Penicillium macrosclerotiorum, 1545 nucleotides long. Its product is annotated as WD domain protein. Gene Ontology annotation, cellular component: nucleus. The record is from RefSeq and is a predicted model, not a curated record. Gene Ontology annotation, biological process: regulation of DNA damage checkpoint. Gene Ontology annotation, molecular function: protein binding; DNA binding. The transcript has 3 exons. Bases 1 to 1545 code for a protein of 514 amino acids. Lineage: Eukaryota; Fungi; Ascomycota; Eurotiomycetes; Eurotiales; Aspergillaceae.